GCAGGGCACCGCUCUGGGUGACCGCGAUCCGGAGCCCGACCGGAGGGGGCGGUGCGCCGCGCUCUCGGGUGCACGGGCGGACGGCGCCCGGGCCCCGCUCCCCAUUGGUCGUCACCUCGGCGGGGAGGGGCCGCCCCGGGCCCGGGGCACCUGGAGUCGCCUCUCCGCAGGGAAAUCGGCGGCUGGAGGGCACGGGCGCCCAGAGAUAAAGGCGUCCGGAGGAAAGGCCCGGGGCCGCUGCCGAGCUCUCCGCGACCGGCUCUGCCCUGUCCGCCGCCCCGGCGCCGGCCACGCUCGGAUGCCCCCUGCGCCCGACCCGCCAGGCGGAAACUUUGCCCCGCCAAGUCCCCCGCCCGCCUAACAGCGCAGAGAGGCGCCUGGUCGACCGCGUGCCCCGCCGGGGCCCCGAAAACCCGCGCGUGAUUGCGGGGGCCCCCCGGCGACCGGCCCCCGCGGCGCCCCGCCGUGCGCGAGCGGCCGCCAGAAUGCGCUACGCGGACCCCUCGGCGAACCGGGAUUUGUUGGGGAACCGAACUUUACUCUUCAUUUUCAUCUGCGCCUUUGCCUUGGUGACCUUGCUGCAACAGAUCUUGUACGGCAGAAACUACAUCAAGAGAGGCCUCCAGUUUGGUUGGCAGAGUGGCGACCAGCUGGCCAAUUGGACGGGGCUCUUUAAUGUCACGGACGACCCAGCAGUACAGAGCGGCAGUGACUCCAGCUCCAGGUACUUUGAAUUUUACGAGGGCCCGUUUGAAUAUAACUCCACAAGAUGCCUGGAGCUGAGGCACGAAAUCUUGGAAGUGAAGGUGCUGUCCAUGGUGAAGCAGUCGGAGCUGUUCGACAGGUGGAAGAGCCUGCAGAUGUGCAGAUGGGCGAUGAAUAUCUCGGAAGCCAACCAGUUCAAGUCCACUCUGUCCAGGUGCUGCAAUGCCCCCUCCUUCCUCUUCACCACCCAGAAGAACACACCCCUGGGGACAAAGCUCAAGUAUGAAGUGGACACCAGCGGCAUCUACCACAUCAACCAGGAGGUCUUCCGAAUGUUCCCAAAGGACAUGCCCUACUACCGGUCUCAGUUUAAGAAGUGUGCAGUGGUGGGCAACGGAGGCAUCCUGAAGAACAGCCGCUGUGGGAAGGAGAUCAACAGUGCGGACUUCGUCUUCCGGUGCAACCUACCCCCCAUCUCGGAGAAGUACACCAUGGAUGUGGGCGUGAAGACGGAUGUGGUCACUGUGAACCCCAGCAUCAUCACAGAGAGGUUCCACAAGCUGGAGAAGUGGCGGCGGCCCUUCUACCGGGUGCUGCAGGUGUACGAGAACGCGUCGGUGCUGCUGCCUGCCUUCUACAACACGCGCAACACCGACGUGUCCAUCCGCGUCAAGUAUGUGCUGGACGACUUCGAGUCGCCGCAGGCCGUGUACUACUUCCACCCGCAGUACCUGGUCAACGUGUCGCGCUACUGGCUCAGCCUGGGGGUGCGCGCCAAGCGCAUCAGCACCGGCCUCAUCCUGGCCACGGCGGCGCUCGAGCUCUGCGAGGAGGUGCACCUGUUCGGCUUCUGGGCCUUCCCCAUGAACCCCUCGGGCCUCUACAUCACGCACCACUACUAUGACAACGUCAAACCCCGCCCCGGCUUCCACGCCAUGCCCUCCGAGAUCUUCAACUUCCUGCAUCUGCACAGCCGGGGCAUCCUGCGCGUGCACACGGGCACCUGCAACUGCUGCUGAGGGCGGCUGCGCGGGCUGGCCGGCCCCCCGGAGAGCAGAGCCCCGCUGCCCCUCUCCCGCCUGCGCCGCGCGGUGCGGGGGGGCCUGGCGGUCAGGCUGUCACUACCUCGGGCGUUCAGCUUCCUGCGUGGGGGGGGUGUGGGCCAGGAGACAGGGACGGGGCCCCCGGGGGGGGGGCGACUGUGUGCUAAGCCUUGGUCAGGGCCCCGUGUCCCCACCCUGCCCGCAGGUAGCAUGCUGCCGAGCCACUCCUCAAGAUCAGGGGCCUUGGGGGAUUGCAAGAGAAUAAAGCACAUUUGCACUCAAUUUUAGCAUUCGGGAGAGCACCCACUGCAGUGGCCUUGUCGCAGCUGAAGGAAAGCCCUCCAGAACGGAAUCGGGGGAGACCAGACAUGUGAGCAUGGUCAAGAUUUAAUUCAGAUUUUGGCUUCCCGAGUUUUAUACCGCGGCCUCAAGCCAGGAAUUGCCAUCUAGAAUCUCGGAUCUUACAGAUGAACCCAGCUGCCAGAACUUCCUGUGAAGACAGAGUGGCUCAGGGAGAUCCAGGGUCUUAACCACGGUCACUCCAACUGAUUUGAGUCCCUUAAGUGACACCAUGAGAGUUAACUCAAACCCUGUGUCUUAGCAUCUUUGCCGUGACACUGGCAGCUGAGAGCCGUGCUCUUUCACACAAUUCAGGCACACACAGAGCCUCAGCGCCUCCAGGUCCAAUCCUGCGUGUGAUCUUCCGAUGAGAAGGACCAGCCACUUGCAUGAAGGUUUUCAAGCCAAUGGUAUUGACUCAACCCAUGCUUCGCAAUCUGCUUCCUCUCCUGUCUCCUUAUUUUCAGCUCUGUUUUAACCAGGAGUUAUUUAUAAGAUCCCUUCCUGGUUCUGUUCCUGAAUCCUGAGGAAUCCUGCUGCAUUGUGUUCCCGCACUGGAACUGUGGGCUCUGGGCUGGAAAGCACAGAGAUGGAACUGACAAGCUCUGCGGAUGGAAGUGCGUCAUGGCCUCCGACACCAGCAUCACUGAGGCCCCAUUGUGAAGGCAGGACUUCCCACACCCCACAGCCUGGUGGCCUUCGCGCACACGGACCCACAGCCUGUGCUUUGGGAAGUUAACUGGGCCUGGGCCGAAAGGGGUUCACAUGGCAUUUCACCUCUGAAGUUCAUUCCCUUUCCUCCCCCCAUGGUGUUUCUGCCAUCAGCGUGGUCCUACCCACAAGACACCUGCGGUGACUUGCCUUAGAACCUAGCUUUGUGGACUCGUGGAAUGUUAGUUCUGGAGGGACUUGAGGCCCCUUCCUCCCACUCCCCCCCUUUUUCCAGAAGCCUAUUCUUCUUAGGUCUGGGGGUGGGCUUGGGAAGACAGGGUGACGAAUAGAGGCAGAGUCACUUUCUACUAGGGAUGGAGGGUAGACAGUACACAGACACCACCCAGCCCAGCCUGCUGGGUGCCCUGAGGAGGGUGGAUAGCUUCGAGGUUUCAUCAGGGAGGGGAGCCCGCCAUCCGAUGACCUCCUUUUACAGGCAGAGCAGCAGGCCCAGCCAGUGAGAGACAGGAGAACGCGGGCUCAGCCCCGGGCCUCCAGGCUCCUGUCCAGGGCUCCUUCCUUGGCAAAACCACAUUGUUUGGGCUUGUGUUUCACAUUGGUGGGCUGCUGUGGAGCGCGCUGUUCUAAAUGCUGACCUUCCGCCUUCGUUCUGAGCCCUGGCCCUGACUGGGCAAGCCUCGGGCCGCUUGUCUGUAGAGCAGGGAAGCAGCCAAUGAGACGACAUAGACCUUAGCGAGCCCCGUGAGCUGGGAAACACUGUGCAAGGGCAGUGGACGACCAGGCUUCCUGGGGUUCUGCCCGUUCCUCCCAAGGAAGGUAUUUCCGGGGAAGUUUCCAGUUAGCCAAGCUUUCCAGCCCCGUGUUAGUGGUCACUGAGCCCAGUUCUUGAAACCGUGGAAUGUCAGGGCUGUGAGACUUCUAAAGACCAUUCUGUCCCAUUUAAGGAAACAGGACUACAAGGGGGAGAUGGCCUGGGUCAGAUCGUGCCUGGGGCUCUACUGAAUGCCUGCUGUGGACGGAGCCCCCUGGGUAACACUUCCGUUCCAGGGAGGGCUGUGGGGCGGGCAGGAGCCGUGGCCAAUCAGACAUCAGGGUUCCCAUCACUUGAGGGCGCCACGGGUUGGCAUUUGCCCAGCAAGGCCCUCGUGGGGGGAGGGGGGGUUAGAAUGCAAUGAUCCACCCUGUAGAGGAAUCAGGACUCACGGUCCCAUUUUCUUAGGGUGAGUCUCUUCUCUCCCCACAGAUCUGUUUCUUCAUCUCUACAAUUAGAGGCUUAGGAAAGAUCUCUAGGGUCUUUACAAUCUCUAAUUUGUUUUUGGAGGUAUUCCUGAUGUACGGAUCCGAGCCACAUUACUAUUAUAAUAGCUAACAUCUAGUGUGUGCUCAUGGUGUCAGGCCCUGCACGGAGCACUGUCUUUGCAAUUACCUCCCGAGAUCACCCCAAGACCCCCUUAGGUAGGAAGGCUCCCAGGGGGCAGGUGAGAAGGAGGCUCAGAGUGAUUUAGUGACUUGCCCAUGGUCAGGCACCCAACGGAGGAAACCGCGCCCAGGUUUGUGGAACCUCAAAGCCUAUGCUCCGGACCUCCAUCUUAGCGGCUUCUCAGCCAGUGUCACAGGGGCUGGAACGAGAGGGAUCCUGACGAAGGUGCCACUGCAGGGCGGGACUGGGCCCUGCUCCAGGGACAAAUGCUCUGGGAGGCUGUCGUGAGUCCAGAAGGCAGUCUCUGCUUGGAGGUGUCCCCUGCCACCACGUGCUGUGGCAGCGCUCACCCCCACCCCCCAAGCCCCUGUGGUAGAAUGGGUGCCAUUCUGGCGCUGGAGGGAGUUGAGGUCGUCUCUACAUCUUGCAGAUGAGAGCUGCCCCGAAAGAGUGCAUGGUAAGUGACAGCAUGUUGAGUGACUUGCCCAAGGCCCCAUGGCCAGCCGGUGCCUCCACUGGGACUCACCCAGUCUCCUGACUUCCAGGCCAUUCUGGUUCUCCAGCAGUCGGUGUUUGUGGGAGAAACGUUGUUUCCAAAGGCUCACUGUUUCCUGGGCAUUGACUCAGGAAGCCCCUACCGUGUUCCCCGCAGCCCCGACACCAACCCACGGUGCAGUGCAGAUUCCCAGUUCAAUUCUUAUUAAGGGAAAUCGAUUCCCCACAAAUAAAACAACCCUCCUGUCUUCCUUUGUGCUAAACCCACUGCUCCAGGGUUGAAAGGCAGCAAAAACAAGUUAAUGACUCAGUGCUUAGCCAAGCAGAACGGAAGGUGGCUUAAGGUCAGAUGCAACCUUGGAGACUCAGCAGUGCUGCGAGUCAGCUCCGUCCGCUCAUCACCUGGUGCUGUGGAGAGCAGAGAGCCUCAGGGCCCCUCCACUCUGCGGAGUGGGGGGGCAGGGGCCGCACUUCCACCAGUGGAGGGAAGGCACAGGGCUGGCCUCAGCCGGGCCUUCAACAAGGAAUUAUUGAGCACUCGCUUUAGGCGGGGGCGUUGUGCUCGGUACCGGGGACCAACGAUCACAUCAUAGCCCCUGCCCUCCCGGGGCGUGUCCAGACGCUGCACCGAGAGCCCACAUGCUACACGGGAGCUGUACUGGGAGUUGGCAAGUCUGGGCUCGGGGACAGUUGUCAGGGGAAGAGGACAGGACAUGCCAGCGUUCUUGCCUCCCAGCAGGGGCUGCUUCUCCGGCCUCAUCCCUGACAUUCAUGUGACAGGUGGCAGGGAUGGCUUCGCCUUCCUUUUGAGUCCUCUCCUCUUUUGUUUCCUAUCCAACCACCCUCCCCUGACGUUCCUCCUAUCUCUGAAUGUUCCUUCUCAGGCCCCUUUGUUGAUUCACCUUCCGUGAGGCUUCCUCAGGGCUUGCUUCUUGCAGCAGGAGUGCUCCUGCAGAAAUCUCAUCUCUUCACAGCCCGGCCGACCUGUCCCUGCGUCUCAGCCCCCUUACCCGCAGGCGGGUUCUCCCUCCGAGCGCCAGUCAGCACGCUCACCGUGGCCUCCUGACCGUCUGUACGCAUCCUGCACCUCCAACCUCAUCGUGUCCUAACGGGCAUAGUUGAAAGGACAACCUGGCUUCAAGGUUGCCUCUUACCACUUGCUAGCUGGGUGGCCUUGAGGGGGCUGCCGAAGUCCCUGGAGGCUCUGAUUCUUUAUCUGAGGGGCGAGGCCAGGACACCUCUCCGGCUGUGGCGAGGGUUAAGUGAAAUAGGGGUGCACAAUGCCUAACACAGAGCCCGGCACAGACUAGACACUCAGCCAGUGCAGCUUCCCUUGCUUGGUGAAUGGCUCUCCUGCUCUCCCCCCAGAAACCUGGGUCACCCUGGGGUCUUCCUUCUCUUUCACCUUUGACGUCAGCACAACUGCUGGAGAACCGCACCCCGCGAUGCCUGCCGUUCAGUGGUUGCCGCCAGGUGAGGGGUCUGGCUUGAAAUUCAGACCGGGGUCUUGGGUGAGAGAAGAGUGAAAGUAAAAAUCUGGCACACAACCCAACUCCUGCACUUUCUAUAAAUAUGAAUAUAAAAUAUAACCCACUAUUAAACUAGCAACAAAAAAAUAAUUGGGAAUCUAAAACGUUUAUGAAAUCUCUUUUGGCCUUGACACUAUCAGAUUUCUUUGUCUUUCUAUUUUUGAUUGUGAUAAAAUACACAAGACAUACAAUUUUAAGUGUACAUUUCAGUGGUGUUUUAAGUACAUUCACGUUGUUGUGCGACCGAUCUCCAGAAUACUUCUCAUGUCACAGAACAAACUCCUUACCCACCAGAGGACGACUCCUACUACCCCUCCCCCAGCCCCUGGCAGCCACCGCUCUGCUUUCUAUCUCUCUGAAUUUGACUAUUCUAGGUGCUUUGUACAAGUGGAAUCAUAUGGCAUCUGUCCUUUUGUGACUCGUUUAUUUCAUACAGAAUCAUUUAGGUAGGUACAGGCUGUUCUCAAAUGUCAUUAACUGUUUUAAGUGUUUCUGUAAUAGAAUUCUGAUUUUCCUUUUUGUCUGGAGCAGUUGUCCUGGUCCGGUCUGUCUGUGUCCGGCUUCUUGGUCUGUCCCCGGCUUCUGAUGAUCUUGGCACCUUUGCUGCGGCUCAGAGCGGACCUGGUCUGCUUUGCCGGCUGGGCUCGGCUGUCCUGGCCAGACAGGGUCCUGAGACACAGCAGCUCUGCCCGUCAUUUUGAAGUCUUUAGUUUUUUUCCCCUGCCUAGUCUCUUCUGUGAACACCCUCCCCCCUUUUUUUUUCAUUUCAAAAAACGACGGAGAGGGAGGGCAAGAGAGAAAUCUACACUUCAGUCAGUGAUUUAGCUCUUGGCACAAAAGCCAGAAAUCAGUGACUUUCUUUCCAUUCGGGGGAUGGUUCCCUUGGCAACUAAGUAACUCAUUUCCUUCAACAAAAUGACUUGCUCAGCUUUGGGGUAAAAGUUUUAUUUUCUCUGGUAUUGUGGUUCUCAGCCUUGUGUGCACAUUAGAAUCAACGGGGGAUCUUUAUAAAACAACCGCCCCCACCCGCCCCGCCACGUCCUCACCCUCCCAGAGAAUCGAUUCAGUUGGCUUAGGGAUAGGGCCUCCUAUCUUUAUUUUUUAAAAAUCUUCUGUGACUCAGGGGCACGGUGGUUAAGAUUCAUGGCCCUAAGGCAGAGGGGCUCCCCCUGGCUGCUCCGGAGUCACCUAAGAAGCUUUGAGAAAUACCCCUGCCUAGACCCCGCCCGCCCGCAGAGGCUCCCAUCCAGUUGGUCGGAGGGAGGACCAAGGUACUAGCCUUUCAGCUCUCUUGAUGAUUCUAAUAUGCGGCCGGGGUUGGGAACCGCUGUUGCGGCUCUUCAACCUGAACCCCGUCAGCGUCCGAAUCACCUGGAGAGUUCGGGGGGCUCCUGGGCCCCACCCUGGGGUCUCUGAUUUGGGGAGCUGGUGUGGGGCCUUUCGUAGCCAAGCUCCCAAGCGGUGGUGAUGCUGGUCCCCGGCCACUUGGUCUAGAGGGUCUUGCCAACUAGCUUGACCCUGUUCUCCUGCAUUUUUUCCCCUGUUGGGGGGUGGGAAAAGCUGAUUCAAGCCUGAGGCUUCUUAAAGGUACCAAAUAGCUUUUCUUUUUCCGAACAUUUUAAACAUUGGAAUAAACAUUGAGAAAUAUUUUUGAAGCAAGGGUACACAGAUUUCUUCUCCCGGGUUAGAUGGCUCAGAGUGUUCCUGAAUUGAGAACUUAUUUGUGCCUGGGAAUAGGAUACAUUUGUGAUCAGAGCUAAGGGGCUGGUGUCCCUGGAGGGGGGACCACCAGCCUGUGACCAGGUGAAGGUCAUUUUCUGACUGGUGCUGGAAAGUGGGUAGGAUCCGUGCAUCACACUGCACUCCCAGCGCAGAGAGUUCCUGGGCCCCUGGGCAGGGAAGAUGGGGCAGUGAUCUGUCCCCGCCCCCACGGCACCCAUGGAAAACCAGGUAGUGAGGAGGAGACUUCCUACAGAAAUGGCCUGUGUGACCCAGGGAGGCAAGAACCCUGCCCCUUCCCUCUGCAGAACCGCCCCCCCACCCCCGCCACAGCGUGGUCCGGGAGAACUUUAUCUGCCCAGCAGCUCAGAAUCCUGCAUUCAGCCUCAAAGUUUACAAGACCCCCUGAACUCACCUUGAAGACCUGUUAAGGGAGAAUAUGGUUACCAGCUUACAGAAACAAGGUCAAAGCACACCCCCCUCCCCAGGACCACUUACCCCAGCAAGCUCACUCAGCCCUUAGGUCGCUGGGGACUCAGAUGAAGGAAAAUUAAUUUUGAGCCCCUGAAAUAGAUGCUUUAAAGUUCUGCACUGAAGACCAAACAUCUUGCUAACAGCAGAUCCCUCGUGGCGUUCACUUUAAUUUUAAAUUCAAUUCUAGGGAACUUGAUUCUGGUUUCUCAUAACAAAGUGAACGAAGAGAAUGACAACAGGGGCUGGAUCCAGCGAGAAGCGGCAGCUAAUAGCCUCACAGUAAUGGCAUUAAAAGGACCAAAACUCUACGUGUCAGAAAACACCAUGUGAUCUGAAGCCAUUUAGCAGAAGGGCAAACAUGUUGUCACAACCAGAGGGCAACGCAGCGUUUUCUGAUCUCACCCUGCGAUGUCCGCAACCACACAGGUACGGAAACAAACCGCGUUCAGUAUACUGUGUUUCAGAAGGUGGAGGAGCUGCUGAUGCAUUUUGGAGUUAUGUCCAUCCCCAAAACACUUAAAACAGCAUCGUAGAAAUCUUGGUGCUUAAAAGGUUAGCCCUCAGUUUUCUUGAAGUUCAGGUAGUUGCAAUAGUUCAUUAUCUGAUAACGUAGGAUACACGAGGUGGGCAGCGUCACUCCUUUGGACUCACGUGUUCCCUCUGACACUUGCUACCCCUUCCCCCAAGAAAAAAAGGCGAGGAGAAGGGGGGCUGCACCCCUCCACUUGCCCUCCCCCUUGAAGGGAACUGCAGCGUGGUGGAUGGGGAAGGGGGCAGGGAAUUCUCUUUCUGCAUCUCUGCCACUUGAGGUGGCUUUGUUGCACUGGGACCAGGGCAGGCUCUGUGGUGACCUGGGCCUGAAUUUAUCUGUGAAUUUAAGAAUAUGACUCCCCCCUCCCCCCGCAGACUCCCCUACCCCCGUCCUGCCCAGGUUUCUACUUUCCAAACACCUUCAUCAUCGAUUUCCCACCAGGACUGGCUGGGUUCCUAUGAGAAGGCUGGGGCAGUUAGGGACGUCCCUACCUGACUGAGGCCCGGAAAGAUGAUGGUGGCAUGCCCCAGCUCACAUGGGACUGGCCGGGGGUUCUGGUGUUGGGUGCCCACGCUUCCCGAGCCGUGGGAGGGGCCCCUGCUCGAGCCUCUGGGGCUUUUCUGCUCUCUUCCCUCCGAGGUGCUCAGGCUGAUUGGCGUCUGGUCCAGGCCUGGCCUUCCCCCCUGGCCUCACGCCCUGCCCAGCUCUGGGGAGGGCCCUCUUCGGUAUUCAUUCCUCUCUACGUCCUGCGCUCAGGGUACCCAGAGCCAGAAGGCUCGGUACCCGGGGGGCUGGGAGUGGAGGCAGUUGACCUUGGCAGACAGUCACCCAAGGCCACGAGCCUGAACAAAGUGGGCUUGUGGAGGGAGGUGGCGUCAGACCCGGUGUGCAGCCCCCUGGCGCUGUGGCUGUUUGGGAGGAGGCUGGGGGUCCCAAGCGACAGAUCCUGCCAGCCCAACCAGGAGCCAGCUCAACUGUGCCCUUCCUUCUUCAGCAGGACCCUUGACUCUCACGGCAGCUGCCCUUGGAGAAUGUCCUUCUGCCCCAGGUUGCUUUGGGGGACAGCUGAUCCUCCCCGGGGCUCCCACAUUGUGCACAAAUGUUUUAGGGAUGCAACAGGGUCUUUUUGGUGGCCUGCAAAAAUUUCCUUUCUGGACCCAACUUCCCUCCCUUCAGAAAGCCAUAACUCUUCUUCAAAGCUGUAUUGUUUGAACUGAAAUAUAUGCAUAUGUAUUAUUUCUUUUUUUUUAACCACACUUUAGCUCAAUGAGCAGAUGCUGGUUUGUUGAGUGUUACAGUUUGGAGUCAGUCCCCUGUCACCUUGCUUCCCAGAUGAAGCCAGGACAGACAAUGGGGUCCGCAGAGGAGCAGUGGGAACCUUUUGCCCCGCAGCCGUGUGCUCCCGUGUGCUCCCGGGUGCUCCUGGGUGCUCCCUGCCCUGCAGCUGUGUGCGGCUUCAGCCUGGCUCCAGGUCGGUUUACAGAAAGCCCUGCCUCGGGGCACCUGUGAAGGCAAAGGAGUUUGUCCCCGAGGGGUUGGUGGCACUGACUCAACCCCGAGUGGCCUAUUGCAUGUGACGACCUAAAGUGGCCAUGCAGCCAUGACCUCCAUGUGCGCCUGGGCCCCGUGCCUCUCUUGCUGUCCUCUCUCAGGGGCUGGCUCACACUGCACUGUGCUCCAUAGAGCCUUUCCCACUGCAGAAGAAAAGGGAGACCCAGGUGUCAUUUGCUGGGACGUGGAGACACUCCAUCUGAGUGGAACCGGACUGUUGCUGAAAACCAUCCGCUCCGGCUCUCCGGGCUCGCGCCCUCCGCUGCCCUGAUCACCCAGCAGAGAAACGUCCUGUGCUGUCGGAGGAGCCGCGGGAGCGGGGGCUGCUGCCCUUCCCUUCUCUUCACACAGCCCGUGCUCAGGAGCGGGGGUCUGCACGCACCCCCCGCAGCCCGGUGCCAGCAGCGCGUGGCUGUCUCUGAGGGAUUCGGGAGUGCUGGCUGAUCUCUCCUCUGUGUGUAAUCAGGGUACUUUCUAUCCGUCACUGUGCUUGAAAGGCCCUCCGUUUCCACCCAAUAAAGCCAGUCAGACGGUUCGUCUAGCAAAGGCUCUUUGGCUGUGGCCGUGUGUGUGUUUGGGGAUCGGGCUCAUGCGGCACAGCCCCACGGGAGGAGGCUGCGGGGACUUGCGAGGGACUCCUGCCACCCUGGGCGCAUGUUUGGGGGGGCUUGGUCUCCUCAUGAGACCUGCCCUUGUCCGAGCAGGGGAGUAGGUGGGCUCCCAGGAAGGCCUCAGAGCCAGAUCCAGGCCAAACCAGGUGCAGUGCUGAUGCGACACUCUACAGGACACAGGAGGACAUGGAGAGGGGACCGCGGGCUGGUGUCCGGGAGAGGCCAGGAGGGCCGGAGGGCUGCCUGAGCAGGUGGCGCCUCAGCUGUGCUUAGACCUGGAAGCUAUGCAGACCGACCUCUCUCGAAGCAAGGUCACUGUCAAGGUCUAGAGUCACAGCAAAAGGCAUCUGAGCUCUAAUUACCUUCUUAUAAACAUUUUUUAAAAAGUUCUUUCCAUGCCAAUCUCCA
Molecule: messenger RNA, 11498 nt
Organism: Ailuropoda melanoleuca (giant panda)
Lineage: Eukaryota; Metazoa; Chordata; Mammalia; Carnivora; Ursidae
Gene: ST8SIA5
Product: ST8 alpha-N-acetyl-neuraminide alpha-2,8-sialyltransferase 5
Exons: 8
Coding region: 486-1724 (412 amino acids)
Biological process (GO): N-glycan processing; oligosaccharide metabolic process
Molecular function (GO): alpha-N-acetylneuraminate alpha-2,8-sialyltransferase activity
Source: RefSeq, a predicted model, not a curated record